AUAGUGGACUACUUGGGGCCCAAAAUCCGAAUACUAGUCACACAUCAAAUCCAAUUCAUACGAAAGGCUACGAAAAUCCUUGUGUUAGACGACGGAAAGUGUUUAGCUUUGGGAACGUUUGACGAACUGUUGGCCAAAGGGUUGGACUUUAUGGCACUCAUCGACGGCACUGACAACGACAAUAAUAACGGCGGCGACAAUGAGAGGGAAGGGGUUGUGGGGGUCGUUGGGGGCGGGGAGGGUGUGAUGGGUAUGUUUGAGGGUCAGAUGUCUGCCGGUAACGCUCCGGACGUAGUGUCGCCACGUUUUGGUAGUAUUUCGAGGGCGAGUUUGAACGUCCCCACGGGAAAUACCAGUUCAGUCCGAAGGGGUUCAACUCUAGCUAGACGUCGGGCCAGCUCUAUACGGCCAAGAAAAUCUAUGGUUGAGUUGGAGGCGCCGCACAUAGAGGAGGAACUGCAGACUCAGGGCUCGAUCGGUGGUCGGGUGUACUGGUUGUACGUGAAGGCCGGGUGCGGCCUAUUUAUGGGAACCGUUACAUUAGUGUUCACUUUUCUAUCCCAAGCCUUGUUUCAUGCGUCAGACAUAUGGCUACUCGUGUGGGCCUCGCUGUCUGAGACGGGACAGUUUACUACCGAGAAAAAUCAGUUAUACGUGAUUAUAUACGCGGUGCUAAUCGCGGCCCUACUGUUGGCUACAAUAGUACGUGUGUUGACGUGGUAUCGCAUUUGUCUGAAAGCGGCCAAAACUUUACACAACCGGGUGUUUACUACACUAUUCCGGGCGCCUAUGGCUGUGUUUGAUAGCAACCCUAUUGGCAGAAUUAUGAAUAGAUUUUCUAAAGAUGUGAGCGCUAUCGACGAGGUGCUGCCCAAUGUGUUGUACGAAGUGAACUUGGGAGUGUCACUAAUAGUGUUUACAAUAAUAGUGGCCGCCUUGGUCAAUUAUUAUCUGGUAAUACCCGGCGUUAUUGUAUUAAUACUAUCUGUAUUUGUACGCAAUAUUUACAUUAAAACCGCGCGUGAUAUUAAACGUAUGGAGGGUUUAACCCGCAGUCCUGUGUUAUCGCACGUGAGCGCAACGUUACGGGGUUUGGCGAGUAUUAGGGCGUACGGCGCGCAACAGGCCUUUCGAAACCAAUUUUACAAAUACCAAGAUGAUCACUCGGCCACCUGGUUCAUUUAUUUGGCAGCAGCUAGAACGCUGGGCAUUACCAUUGAUUGGUUGUGUGUUAUUUAUUUUAUUGUUGUAGCAGUUGUGAUCAUCGCGCUUAAUUAUGGUGGCGUCACAACGAGUGCAUUUGCUGAUAUACAAGCAGUGUUAAUGCUAAUCAAUUACACGCAAUACGGUGUGAGACAGUCGGCCGAAAUGGAGUCUCACAUGACUUCAGUCGAGCGCAUCAUUGAGUACACAAAACUACCUCAAGAGGCGGACCUACUGUCCACUCAACACAACACACCCGACCCUCAGUGGCCACAGACCGGGGGUAUAGUCUUAGACCACAUGUCGCUCAUCUACGACAGCGCACCCGACAAACCGGUGCUCAAAGACAUCACGUGUGAGAUAAGGGGCGGCGAAAAGAUCGGUAUCGUUGGCCGCACGGGUGCGGGCAAGUCGUCCGUCAUAUCGGCGCUGUUCCGUAUGGUUGAGCCCACGGGUCGUAUAGUCAUCGAUGGUGUCGACACCAAACGCAUCGGUUUGCAUGACUUGCGUCGGGCGCUGGCAAUCAUACCGCAGGAACCGGUAGUGUUUUCGGGCACAAUUCGUAGUAAUCUAGAUCCUUUUAGCGAACAUUCAGAUACGGACAUCUGGUCAGCGUUGGAGUCGGUGCAGCUCCAAGACGUGGUCAGUGCCAUAACUGGUGGUCUGGACGCCAGUCUCAGCGGCGGUGGCAUAGAGUUUAGCGCCGGUCAGCGCCAGUUGGUGUGCUUAGCCCGGGCUAUACUCCGUCACAAUAGGGUACUAGUGCUCGACGAGGCGACCGCUAAUGUUGACCACCAAACCGAUGCACUCAUACAGCGUAUUAUA
Medioppia subpectinata is the source of this 2028-nucleotide messenger RNA. NCBI's taxonomy places the organism in Eukaryota, Metazoa, Arthropoda, Arachnida, Sarcoptiformes, Oppiidae. The record is from the annotation of a GenBank genome assembly.